Cordyceps militaris CM01 is the source of this 2559-nucleotide messenger RNA. RefSeq names its product Sad1/UNC domain-containing protein. The transcript has 3 exons. Lineage: Eukaryota; Fungi; Ascomycota; Sordariomycetes; Hypocreales; Cordycipitaceae. Gene Ontology annotation, cellular component: membrane; cytoplasm. Bases 1 to 2559 code for a protein of 852 amino acids. The record is from RefSeq and is a predicted model, not a curated record. Gene Ontology annotation, biological process: protein folding in endoplasmic reticulum.
AUGCCACCUCGACAGAAACCAGGACAGAUCAUCAGCAAACAGCGACAGUUACCAUCCAUUUGCAGAGGGCAAGACGGCUUGCAAGGUUCGCGCACGGCAGUCGCAAAUGGAUCUAGCAAAAACGGCAAAAUGCUAAUUUCCGCAAACGCUCGAAGAAGCGUAGCGACCGCACUAUUGGUUCUUGCCACGGCCUUUGGUACUCAUGCGGCCGAGCAGGCGACACAAGCCACCCAGACUGGGACGAAACCGCGAUCAAAUCAUGACGGGCACUUGACUGGAACGAGCCAGUGCGAAGCGCGGACUAUAAAUUAUAUCACGCAUACGCUACCACAAUCAUGCCUCACCAGCAGCUGGUCUAGCACAGCAGCUGUGGUGGAGAGCACGCCACUCACAGCCACUGUGCCAGCGACGGCGAGAGCGAACGCCACCUCAACUGUUAACGAUUCAGAGUCGGUCGAGAAUCAAACAAAUAUAAUAGAAGCCAGCGAAACCCCCGAGUCUGCAGACACCGACUCGACGACCGCGCCGUUCAUGUCCUUCGAAGAUUGGAAGGCAAUGAUGCUGCAAAAGACUGGGCAAGAUCCCCAGGAUCUCAAGCAAGUGAAACGCUCAGAAGCGCAGGGUGAUGAACGUCAGCGACUUCAAUCUUACUCGGGGGGUGGUUUAGGGGACGAGGGCGAAAUUUCUUUAGAUUUUGGGGGACAUUCAGAUCAGGCGCAUGCUGUACAUGGCUACGACGGCGAUGAGGAGCAUGCCGACGAGUCAUCCGCCGAGGUUGAACAAGCUGCAAUUCACCGCAGUAAAGAUGCAGGCAAGACUUGCAAAGAACGAUUUUCUUUCGCGUCAUUCGAUGCUGGAGCCACGAUUCUCAAAACAAGCUCCGGUGCCAAGAACUCCAAGGCUAUUCUGGUCGAGAACAAAGACACAUAUAUGCUUCUCGAAUGCACGACGCCGAACAAAUAUGUCAUCAUAGAACUGACGGAUGACAUUUGGGUUGACACUAUUGUUCUAGCCAACUUUGAGUUCUUCUCUAGCAUGAUACGCCAUUUCAGAGUCAGCGUCAGCGAUCGAUACCCCGUCAAAAUGGAUAAAUGGAAGGAACUGGGAACUUUUGAGGCUCGAAAUUCGCGCGAUAUACAAGCAUUCUUGGUUGAGAACCCGCAAAUUUGGGCCAAAUACCUGAGGCUAGAGUUUCUCACUCAUUAUAGCAACGAGUAUUACUGCCCUGUCUCCUUAGUUCGAGUUCAUGGGUCCCGAAUGCUCGACAAGUGGAAGGAUAGUGAGACUGGGACUGACGACGACCCUGUGGGCGAAAUCGAUGGAAUAGCGGAGAAUGCGAUUGUCCCCCAGGAGAACUCAUCCGAGGCGACCGUCUUUCAGGAGAGCAAUACUACAACUGCAGACGCCAACGACAUUUGCCUCCUCAUGGAGUUGACGCCUCUCCAGCUACCUUUGUUCAUGUGUCCGGUGGACAGGGCUUCAGCUCUCACGAACAACUCCGCCGUCGUCGCAGAAGAUGUCAGCAAUAAGCAGUACAAAAAGGCCAUCCAGGAGCAAAUAACCCCUGAGGCCUCAAAAUCGGCUAGCCAACCGAGUACGGAUUCCGAAGAUGAGCGAGCUAGCGACAAUAUUUCAUCAAAACAUACGAAAUAUUCCACGACGUCGACGGCUGCUGCUUUGUCGCCUGCGGCAGCCGCCGGAAAAGUUCCGGCUGCCUCCGCCUCCAAUAGCAGGUCUAGAGGCAAUGCGACGAAUAUCGCCACCCCAUCGCCACCGUCUGUCCAAGAGGGCUUCUUCAAUUCCGUGACGAAGCGUCUACAACAGGUGGAAACGAAUCUGACACUAUCGCUCAAAUACGUCGAAGAGCAGUCUAGGCAUGUGCAAGACGCUUUUCAGCGAUCUGAACAGAAACAGCUUGUAAAGAUCUCCUCUGUCCUGAUGGACUUGAACCAGACAGUUCUAGCAGAGCUACGAAACUUCAGAGAUCAGUAUGAUCAGAUUUGGCAGUCCACUGUCUUGGCCCUGGAAAGCCAGAAAGACCAGUCACAGCGGGACAUACUAGCGCUCAGCUCCCGGCUGCACGUGCUGGCUGACGAGGUUGUGUUCCAGAAACGCAUGGCAAUUGUGCAAGCCGUGCUACUUCUUUCUUGUCUCUUGCUGGUAAUAUUCUCCAGAGGCGUUCCGAUCCCGUAUCUUGGCUUGCCUUCGGACCAGGGAAUGGGCACAAGUGAAGCGUUUGCGGAAAUUUUGGCCUCGAUGCAGAGGCGUGACAUGUACCCAAGCGGAUCGCCCAGGUUCCAAGAUGCCCGAACGCCCACCACGCCGGAACCUCAUGCGGCAAGGCCCCCUCUCGAGAAUCCCAUGGCUGCCUCCCGGUUGAACGUGGACGACUACAGCUAUCAGCGACCGUCUCCUCCUUUAACACCGAACGAUGAGCUGGACGAUAACGUGCCGGACUGGCAGGCAAGUGGUCACUUAUCCGCCAUACAAGCAACGGGAUACGACAAGGGCUCUCGGUACACCAACUCCCGACGACGUGUACAUAUUAAUGAUAUAUGA